Vitrella brassicaformis is the source of this 3751-nucleotide messenger RNA. The record is from the annotation of a GenBank genome assembly. Lineage: Eukaryota; Vitrellaceae.
UAUCUUGGACGCACUACAUCACACCAACACGUGCAGAGACACUGCGUGCUCACUGCACUGCAGACACACAUACAUGGUUGGGGAUCUGCUGUGGACUCACACGCUAUUGAAUCGUGCAAGAGCGCAAAACAUUCACGAUCAGUCGAAUGCUCAUGAGUUCGUCGACGCAGAGACACAGCAACGAAAGCGACAGAGGCUCAUUCUGCUUUCUAGAUCGAUGCAAUCCAUCUGUCUGUCCAGCAAUGCUCAGACUGCGGUAUACACACACAUUUCUCAUUCCUUUCCUCCUGCCUCUCUCUCGGGACUGCCCAUUGUCGAUUCCAUCGUACCGCUCUCGUCCUCACGGACGCCGUCCACCAUGCCUGUCUCCUCUCCAGGUCGCACACUCGGGGCUUCACCUUUAUCGCCUGGCUGCUGCUGCUUUUGCGCUUGCGCAUCUGGGGCAGGUGAGACGGACACGGAAGUCUGUGUGGUGGGAGGGGGAGGGAGGCGGGGGGCGGCUGGGGACUGGGCGACGACCUUGAUGACGUGUGUGGGCGGGACUUGAAGCUCCUCGUUGACCCUCGACUGCAGAUACUGAUCCAUCAGCUGCUUGAGCUCUUCGUUCUGCUUCUGCAGAAAGACAGCUGAAUCGAUGGCCUUUGACCUGAGAAACGCAAAGAGGGGAAAGAGUGCCUGAUGGCAUCAGUCACACAUUCACCCCUUUAUGCGAUCACCUGCUGCACAGGAGUUGAUAAUAUUUCAGCAGGAAGCCAUCGUGGGCCUGAGGACCACAUGCACAUCCAAUCCACACACCUGUGUAUAGAGAAAGGGUGGUUCAGUAAGCUGGCCGACCUUCCACACACGUGUGUUCAUUUCAGGCAGUGCGUGGCUCAGCCUCUCCCAAAACUUCCUCUCCUCUCUACCAAAAAAAGUGAGAGAUGGUCAAUUGAUUUCGGUCCACACCAUUGGGUGUCUCGGCUCACCUUCUCCUCCUUGCCUUCUUGUCUGAUUCAGACUCAGUGCCGACCUGAAAUAGACAAACAGCGUUGACAUGCAUACAAAGACAGACCGAGGCCCUCACUCCAUCUACCUUACCUGUGCCCCCUUUCUUCUCUUCUUGCCUCCCCCCGGUGCCACGUCGGCGAUCUUGAGGUUCUCCUUCUCGUGCAGAAAGUCCUUCAGGAGCCGCAAGACGUCGUCAGCAUCAACAUAGAGCGUCUCGUCGUCCUCGUCCUGGCCUGCAGAUGAACACACAUAUAGGCAUGUGCGGAGACACAAGACACAGGACGACUGAUAGUGCUUUACCUUGGAAGAAGAGGGACACAAGCAGAUCAACGUCUUCUUGGCCCUCCACGCCCAAGUACUUGAGCACGGCGUCAACCUGCACCACGCUCUGCUGGUCAGGGGGCAGGUCCAAGAGUUUGUCCUUGACCUGCAAUCAACACAGAGGCCUCCAAUUAUGGAGCCAAAGUGAAUCCUGGAGGCACUUUCUGACUUUCUGGUCGAGCAGGAACUGCGUUUCUCCCAGCAAGAGGUCAAGCACCUUUUUAACCUUGGUGGGAGCAUAGCGACCUGGCGAAAAACACCGGGACACACCUGUUAGUCCAUGCCUGCGCCGUCAUCCAUACUUUUUGUUCCUCCCGAUUCGUCGGACACUUUGGUAGUGGAUUUGCCGGUCGCGGUGCCCGACUCGCUGUACACCUCCACCUCGCUCAUGAGGGCCUCCUCGCGAGGAGGACUCCAAUCAAGACCUGACAACGACACAAACAACGUGUGUACGAAUGCAAGCGGCAGGGAAGUAUGUGCGAUUGGCUGACCUAGCUGCUGCUCAUGUACGAUGCGAUCAGCCUGGAGAACUUUCGCAAUCAGUGCCCGGGCCUAACCAGAAAAGGAAAGGUGACAAUGGGCGGGCGCCCUUUGCAGACGCGCCGAGUGCCUCCAUCCUACUUCUUGUUCGUUCAUUUCCCAGACUUCUCGGAACUUCUUUUCAUCGGCCAGCUCGAAGUGGUGGAACUUCUCUUGCAGGUCCUCGAAUUGUUUGGUGAGCCUCUUGUACUCCUCGGUCAACUCAAUGUUCUGCUGCCUGCAUCGCAUCGACAGACGGUCAGGCGGUGAAGCUCCAGUAGAGUAGCCACUGUAUGUAGUUACUUGUAUUUGGUGUCCAGCUUUUGAUAGCGUGCGACGAGAUUCGUCCAUGUCUCACGGAGACGGUUCAGCCUGAGACACGGGAAACACAUCAUUAAUGAUGCAUUGCAUCCCGGUAUGUGAUCGAUCGCAGACCUGUUCUUGUACGAAGAUAGGAUGGUGGAAUGUUCCUUGUUCCUCUCAGUCAGCACUUGGAGGUUGUAGUCGAGUUUCUCCUUGUUCAGUUGGUAUGUGGCCACCAUUCUUUCCAGGUGCUGCUCCAGCUCCUGUAUGCUCUUCUCCAGGCUGAUCUUGCUCUUAGUGUAAUCGUCGCUGUCCUGAGUCCGCAACUCAUCCAAACGCUCCUGAAACCUGAAGGUUCGCAUUUGUCUAGACAGUGUCUCGGCUUUCCUGUUCCCUUUGCAUACUCUUUUUCUCUCUUUUGUCUGGCUUCCAUGAAUUCGCUCUCCUCCAUUCGCCGGCGGCGGUCGAAUAGAGAGUCGAUCUCACUCUUGUUGCGCGACUGCAUGCAUCAAAGACCGUCGACACACUCAUGAACUGCUUGUUCGUCCAUGGCUCUCUUGCAUCCUUUUCUUCUCCCUGACCCUCAUCUCUGCUCGCUCUCUGAUGUGGGCCUGCUCGAUCGCAUCCAGCUCGUCUGCAUAGUGCUUCUUGAGGGUCUCGUAUUGGCUCCGCAUCCGCUGCAGAAUCAGCUUCACGGCCUCUUCUUGGCGCCCAAGGGCUACACAGACAUCAUACACAGACACACAGCAUACAGGCAGACAUAUCCAAAUGUGCAACGUUGUCUCACUUUUGACAUAGUCUUCGUCGUAGUUUUUGAGCUCGGUGAGGAACUCUCGAAUGCGCCUGUCUUUGCCGUCGAGGAUGGCCUGGCAGGCGUUCUGCUGCUGGGACAGCUCCUCCUUGAGCUGACUGGGGUGCUUCAUGUCCUCGGACAAAAGGUCUUCCCACCGCAGUUCCACUGCCGCUAUCUUGCGAGCACCCAAUAGGCACUCCUGCUCGAGAGCCUCAGACCUGCACAGAGAGGGGAUGGUGUGGCCGUGAAGGGCCGAGGCACUUGUGCUCUGACCUUUCCAUCCUUGCCGUCUCCUCGAGUAUUCUUCUGGCGUUUUCUUCUUCAUCGCCCUUUUGGCGCACCGCUGUCAGCUCGUCCCAUGUGUCUUUCUUGACCUUCUCGAGCAGCGUGAAGCUGUCGUACACCUGCUGCUUCCCGACGGACAGGGUCUGGGAGGGCCGUUUGCUCCCGCCUGCAGCUGCGGCACUCGGGGACUCGCCCUCGACUUCCGUCGCUGGGGGAGCACACAAAUGACAAAGAAUACCAAGAGAAGCACAAGGUCUUCUUCUGCAGUGCAGGAGGGGGCUCACCUUCCUUCUCUUUCUUGAGUCGCGCCUCAACCCGCUUUCGACGGAUAGCAAUGCGCUCUUCGGCCGUUGUGCCCAGCAUCGUGACAACCGGGAACGCGACAAGAAAGAAGCAGCUUGGAAGCAGCCCUCUUCGCCAACUUGUUUUGUCCCUGCCCCCCGCUUGUUGACAAGCUCGCAAAAAAGAAGGGGGUUCUCCAGGAUGGCUGACACAUUCACAUAACUAGAGUGGAGGAGGGCAGCACUUCUGGUGAGAAAAGAG